Molecule: messenger RNA, 11908 nt
Organism: Carya illinoinensis
Lineage: Eukaryota; Viridiplantae; Streptophyta; Magnoliopsida; Fagales; Juglandaceae
Product: aspartic proteinase 36-like
Exons: 10
Coding region: 295-1626 (443 amino acids)
Biological process (GO): proteolysis
Molecular function (GO): aspartic-type endopeptidase activity
Source: RefSeq, a predicted model, not a curated record
AGGAGUGUACAUGCUACCAUUUUCAGGCGAAAUAGAUUGAAGUGUCCAGAUGAUAUGGAUUGAACGAUCUGUGUCUAAACCAGGCCUUGAUAUUUUCUACGAGAAAUCAUGUACUCGUAAUUUCGUUUGACAUUGAAUUCGCCGUCUGUGUCUCAAGUGUCUGUGUCACAGGUUUACGUCCCUGGUUUCCUCUUUGCCCCCUCACCGACCUCUCUUCCUUCAGAGGGGGUGCGGAAUUUCAACCGGCCUAGUUGCUUUCAAACUGGGGCUUUGAAGGAGUUGUGGUCGGUGGGAAUGGAUCUCUGGCGGUUGGCUUAUUCGGUGCUCCUUUUUCUGGCUUCUUCCUCCUCUUUCAUUGCUGUUGAUUUUGUUAGAGCCAAUGUGGUGUUCCCGGUGGAGCACAAGUUUAAGGGCCUGGAACGGAACUUGAGUGCAUUCAAAGCCCAUGAUGUACGCCGUCACGGUAGAACACUUUUUGAUGUGGAUCUUAAAUUGGGUGGCAAUGGUCAGCCUACUGAAACUGGGCUGUACUUUGCUAAAAUUGGGAUUGGGUCUCCAUCAAAGCAAUAUUAUGUGCAAGUUGAUACAGGAAGUGACAUUCUUUGGGUGAAUUGUAUCGGCUGCAGCAGGUGCCCCAAGAAAAGCGGUCUCGGUAUAGAACUGACACUAUAUGAUCCAAAGAGCUCCUCUACUUCAAGUUUGGUUACUUGCGAUCAAGAUUUUUGCAAUUCCACAGAAGACGGUCCACUUAUUGGUUGCAAGCCUGGCUUGGCUUGCCAAUAUAAUGUUGUUUAUGGGGAUGGAAGCUCAACUUCUGGAUACUUCGUAGAGGAUAAAGUGCAACUUGAUCAAGUGACUGGAAACCUUCGAACAGCACCAGCAAAUGGGAGUAUCAUAUUCGGGUGUGGAUCUAAACAAUCAGGGGAGCUUGGUUCAUCUUCGGAAGCUCUUGAUGGCAUACUUGGUUUUGGACAGGCAAAUUCCUCCAUGAUUUCACAGCUUGCUUCAGCUGGAAAGUUGAAAAAAAUGUUUGCACACUGCUUGGAUAAUAUACAUGGUGGUGGAAUCUUUGCCAUUGGCCAAGUGGUGCAUCCAAAAGUGAACACAACGCCAUUGGUGCCAAAUCAGGCACAUUACAAUGUUGUAUUGAAGGAUAUUGAGGUGGGUGGUGACGUUCUAUCGCUUCCUUCAGAUACAUUUGAAAAUGGACUUCGGAAAGGAACAAUAAUUGAUAGUGGUACAACUUUGGCUUAUCUUCCGGAGGUGGUUUAUGAGACCCUAAUACCUAAGAUUAUGGCUCAGCAGCCUGGAUUGAAAUUACAUACCGUUGAAGACCAGUUUGAUUGUUUCCAGUACAUUGGAAAUGUUGAACAUGGAUUCCCAACAGUCAAGUUUCAUUUUGAACGUUCCCUUUCUUUGACAGUUUACCCCCAUGAGUAUUUAUUCCAGAUUCGAGAUGAUGUGUGGUGUAUUGGAUGGCAAAAUAGUGGGAUACAAUCCAAGGAUGGAAGCCAAAUGACUCUUUUGGGAGAUUUGGUGCUUUCAAAUAAGCUAGUUUUAUAUGAUCUUGUAGAGCUGGCGAUUGGAUGGACUGAAUACAACUCCCAUAAAUACAAACAAGCAUAGCUGUGAUACACUCCAAAGAGGAACGUGCAACCUCUACACUGCGUGGCCAGCUCAUCUUCCAAAUUCUAAUAUUAUCAUACACCCGUAACUGACAAGAAGGGAGAGAGAGAGAGAGAGAGAGAGAGAGAGAGAGAGAGAGAGAGAUCACUUAUGGAGGAAGAUCAGAGAGCUUGGCCAAGAGGUAUAGAGACAGAGUCACCAAAGGAGAGGAAGAGGACGUGCUGUGGGGCUUUCAGCUUGGCUGUGAGGGUUGUCUGUGGCUUAUUGUGGGUUUGGGCAGAGCUGGGUGGUUCAUCAGUGGCUGUAGACUGGAGAAACCAGUGCUUUGUUUUUGGGUGUGAAGAAUAGAGGCUCGCGCAGUGGCUUGUUGGCUCUCCAAGGUGUAGCAGCGUGGUGUCUCUGGCUGGGCAAUGUAAUGGUCAGGGUUCAUGGUGUGGCUUCAAGGCUGAGCUACAGUGAGCGUUGGUUGUGUGUGGAGGAGGUGGCUAAAACAGGGGCCUCGAUGAUGGUGGUUUCCAUAACCAGGAGGGGUCUUUUGUUGGUUGUUCCUACACAGUGGUUUAAGGUUAGGCUACGGUGGUUGAGCAAAGGUUGCAGUAGUCACUUGCUUUUCUAUUUGACGGAGGGGCUUGGAGUUGGAUGGCUGUGCAAUUGGAACAUGUGCUAGUCUACGUGGGUUGUGGUGUGGAGAGGAUGUGCAAUAGUGGUUGGCUUGGCUUCGGGGUGCUAGUGCACGGUUAGUAGUGUCAAAUGGGGCUGUUCGUGGAGUGGGUUGAGGUCUCUUGGAGGUUGCGGCUUGUUGAGGGUAAACAGAAAACUACACUAGGGCUUGGAAAAGGAUGAGAUGCACGUAAAGUGCAUGGGGCUAAGCAUUUAUAUAAGGAGUUAGUUUAAGAGUUUUAACAUGAAGAUGACUUGUAGAAUUAUUUUCCUGUUGGGAGAGAAUUCCAUCGGCGUGAAUCCUUGUGGAAAGUGGAGAUGUGCAUGAAUUAGAGUUUGAGAAGGCAGUCAGUUAAAGAGUUUUAACAGGGAUAUGACUUGUAGAGUUGUGUCCCUGUUGGGAGAGAAUUCCAUUGUGCCUAACGGGUUUGGGUUCAUUUCAUGGGCUAAAACAUCAGUAAUUUUAAUUGCGUUUCUAAAAUAUCAGCCCAUUAAUUUCCUCUAAAUUUUUCAACUAAUCUUAACGACUUCAAAAUAAAAUUUGGGCCUUUGGGCAUAACUAAAUCCCAAUAAAUAAUAACUCACAGCUUAUCCAACAUGGCCCAUGAAAUCCAAUAACUUAAAAAAUCUUAAUAGCUCGUGGGCUAUUUCAAUAAGGCCCAUUAAGCUUAUUUUAGGCCCACUAGAUUUUUUCCUAUUUCAUCCCUAAUAAUAUUGGGCCUGGUCGUUACGUAGGGGCUGCCAUUAUAAUCCAGGCAGACCCCUAUUUCGAAUUUUAUUAGAAAUAUACUAGGGUUUCUUGGGUACAGGUGGCCACUUUGAUUUGCAUUAAAGAGAUGAAUAAUCAAUGAUUUUAACAGAGGGGGACAACCUUGAAGUUGGGAGGGAAAUCUGGAAAUUCCAAUGGAAGUUAGCUGGAGGGGGUAGUAGCUUCGGAUUGGGAGAUGAAUGUGGGAUUUUCAGCAUGCUUUCAAGAGCGUUUUCCAGGAUUUUGAUGGGAGGAACUUUCUAAUAUGAUAUCUAUGAGUUGGCAGCUGUUAAUGGCCUUAAUAGUCUUGCUGGCAGUUGUGGUGAUAGCUUGAAAACUCUGGUCAACCUCUGCCAGGAAGGAAGAUCUUUCCUAAUUUAAUCCUAAGAUUUCGGUAGCCUCUUUGUUACAGGCUCCUAGUAACUCAAGUAAGGAAACAAGAAAGAACAAUAAAUCACACCAAUCUGAUCAUUUGAGGGAUCAGAACCUCCAAGAAAAUGAUUCUUUAUUCAGACUUUCGAUAUGCAUCUCAUAGUUUUGUAGGCUUUUAUACAAGUACUCGUGUGAAUGAGUUAGUUGUUUUCUGUUAACAACUGAAGGGUAUUAUUGUAACUAUCUCUCUGUAAGUAAGGCUAAAACAGACUUAACACUCUAUUAAUGAGCACGUGUCCUGCACAUGGACUUAUUCUCUACAAGGCCUUAUACAAGUCUACUAAUACAACUCGAUGAACAUAACAGCUUCACUGUCAUUCUCCAUUCUUCUGCACUUCACCCUCAUAACAAUUCCCUCCCCUUCAAAAGACCUUGCCCACAAGGUCAGGAUACUGAAAUCUGAGCUGCUCCACUGGUACCCCAUGAAGAAUCUUCCUCAGGAGCUCCCCUCCAUUUCACAAGCAACUCAAUGAAGGGUUGAUUGUUGAUAGGUGUCAUUCUUCUCUCUAAAAUAGAUUCUGGUUCCACUCUAGCAUGUCCAUGAGCUGCAAAGGGAAUUGAAGGAGACACAUUUACAUCAGACCCCACAUGUUUCUUAAGCUUGGAGACAUGAAAAACUGGAUGCACCACCGCAUCUGGGGGCAAUUCCAGCUUGUAAGCAACUUCACCAAUUCUCUCAAGAACUUUAAAUGGCCCACAAAAUCUAGGAGCCAACUUAGGAGAAGCAUUGGCUGCAACACUUCUCUGCCUGUACUUCUGCAACUUUAAGUAGAGCAUAUCCCCCACAUCGAAAUGUCUCUCAGUAUGCUUGUUAUCAUAAUACUUCUUCAUUCUAGAUUGUGCAGCCAGUAGGCUCUUCUUAAGAAUUGCCAAAAUUUCUUCCCUCAAUCUGAGCUCAGAAUCCACAGCAUGAUUCUGUGUUGUCCCAGCUACAUAUUGCAACAAGGAAGGAGGUGGUCCGCCAUACAAAGCCUCAAAAGGAGUGAUUCUUGUAGAAGAAUGAGUAGAAUUAUUGUACCAAUACUUUGCCCAAUGUAGCCAAUGAACCCACUGUUUUGGUCUCUCAAAUACUAUACACCUCAAAUAUUGUUUUACUGCUUUAUUCACUAUCUCAGUUUGACCAUCAGAUUGAGGAUGGUAAGCUGAGGUAAAAUUCAACUUUGUGCCAUGUAAUCUAAAAAUUUCCUUCCAAAAACUGCUAGUGAACACUACACAUCCCUAUCCAUCACAAUGGUAGUGGGCAUCCCAUGCAACUUGAAAACAUGAUUAAUGAACAACUGAGCAACUGUAGCAGCUGUGUAGGGAUGAGAUAACGACAAGAAAUGGGCAUACGUAGUAAACCUAUCCACCACCACAAAGAUUACAGUAAAACCCUUUGAUGAUGGUAAUGCCUCAAUGAAAUCCAUGGAGAUAUCACUCCAUGAAGAAGUUGGUAUUGGCAAUGGCUGUAAUAAGCCUGCUGGUAGCAGGUUUUCUGCUUUGCACUUUUGACAUAUCGAACACUCCUUAAUGAAUUUCUUCAAAUCUUUCCUCAUACCAGCCCAUAUAAAAUCUGCUUUAUCCCGCUGCAAGGAUUUUUGAUACCCAGAAUGGCCCCCCACAGCACUGUUGUGAACAAAAUGGAGAAUCUGAUGUUUAAGUGCAGAUGUAGCAGACAGAAACAACCUCCCCUUGUUGAACAGCAAGCCAUUCUUAACCUCGAAUUCAAUAUUAGACAAAGAACCCUGCUGCAGCUUCCCACAAAUCUCAGAUAUUUCCUUAUCCAACAAAUAAGAGGACUUUAAUUCUUCUAACCAAAUGGGAUCCAGAACUGCUAUGGCAGCCAAGACAGCAUCUGAUUCAGACCCUUCCUCUCUUCUAGACGAAGCAUCACCAGCCACAUUGUCCUUGCCCUUCUUGUAUUCAAUCUUGAAAUCGUAACCAAGAAGCUUGCUAAUCCAUUUCUGUUGUGAGGGUAUUCCAAUUUUCUGCUCUAGUACAAACUUCCAACUUUUCUGGUCUGUUUUAAUCACAAAAGUGCCUCCAAGCAAAUAAGGCCUCCAUUUUUUAACAGCCAAUACCAGCCAGUAACUCCUUUUCAUAGGUAGACAAAUCUAAUGCCUUACCCUUCAAAGCUUAACUAAAAUAAGCCAAAGGCUUCCCAUCUUGCAUAAACACAGCACCCACUCCUUUACCACAUGCAUCACAUUCAAUCAAGAAUUCUUUAGAAAAGUUAGGCAUAGCUAACACAGGAGGAUUAGUCACAGCCAACUUUAAGGCCUCAAAUGCCUUAGAAGCCUCGGGUCCCCAUACAAAGGAAUCCUUCCUUAGCAAUUCAGUGAGUGGUCCAGCUAUUAUACCAUAUCCUUUUUAACAGAUUUUCUGUAAUAACCAGUUAGUCCAAGGAAACCCCUUAAGGACUUAGGUUCUGCUUGGCCACUGAGAUUUCCUAGAUAAGAAUUUUGAGUUUUAAUAUGAAAUAUUAAAAUAUUAUAUUUUAAUAUUAUUUUUAUUUUGGGAUUUGAAAAAGUUAAUAAAAAGUUGAAUUAUUUAUUAUAUUUUGUAUGGGGAUUUGGGAAAGUUGUAGUGAUGAGAUGAGAAUUUUGUAUUUGAGAUGAGAAAUCUCAAAGGCCAAACCGAACCUUAAUGGUUUUAGGCAAUGGCCAUUUAAUCAUGGUCUUAAUUUUAGAGGGAUCUGCAUUAACACCCUCUGCAGAGACCAAAUGGCCUAAGUAAUCAAUCUCCUCACAACCAAAAUGACGCUUACUCCUCUUAGCAAAUAAUGUGUUUUUGCUAAGGUAUCCAACACCAAGGAUAAGUGCUGUAAAUGGUCCUCCUUAGUCUUGCUAUAGACAAGAAUGUCAUAAAAAAAAAACUAUGACAAAUUUUCCAAGGAAAGGCUGAAAUACCUCAUUCAUAAGGCCUUGAAAAGGUUGCUGGAGUGUUGGUUAAGCCAAAAGGCAUAUCCAAAACUCAUAAUGCCCGUGAUGUGUUCUGAAAGCUGUCUUCUCUAUAUCCUCUUCCCUUACUCUGAUCUGAUGGUACCCUGAUCUCAGAUCUAACUUACCCUGAUCUCAGAUCUAACUUUAUGAAAAUUGUGGCCCCAAACAGUUCAUCCAAAAGCUCAUCUAUCACAGGUAUUGGAAACUUCUCUUUAACAAUUUCCUUGUUGAGAGCUCUAUAAUCCAUUCACAUACGCCAUGUUCCAUCUGAUUUCCUCACCAAAAGUACAGGAGAAGAGAAAGGAGAUUGGCUAUUUCGCAUCACCCCAGCAAUUAGCUGCUCAUGCACUAUUUUUUCAAUUUCAGACUUUUGAUAAAAGGGAUAUCUGUAUGGUCUCACAGAUAUAGGCUGAGUUCCCUCUUUCAAAAUAAUCUGAUGAUCCUUAUUCCUCUUAGGAGGCUACCCUUUAGGCUACUCAAAUACUCUCUCAAACUUCAACAAAACCUUUUCAAUACUAGGGUCCAAAAUCUGCAGUUUCGUAGUCAAAUCUUGAGGAACGAUCUGUAUGAAAAUUCCUUUUCUUUCAACUGUAGUAAGCUGACAGAAUUGUACUUCUUCUACUAGCCCAGGUUUAUUAGGACUUAAACCCUUCAACACAACAGGUUUUUUAUCAACCUUAAUAGACAUAGUGAGAUUAUUAAAAUCCCACGAUACAGAUCCCAAAGUACUCAUCCUCUGCAUCCCAACAACUGCAUCACAGCCACCCAGUGAGAGCAGGAAAAAAUACUCACAAAAUCAGUUCCUUACAUCUGAAACUGGACUCCUUGCAACAAGCCUUCUCUUCUUAUUCUUUCACCAUUAGCAACUUGUACCUCAAUCUGUUCCUUAUAUUUCCUUACAUCUCAACUUUCUUGGCCACCAUUGGAUCAACAAAAUUAUGAGUGUUGCCAGUAUCUACCUAGAUAAUGACAGAACACCCUUUAACUUUUACCUUGAUCCUCAUGGUUCUUGGGCUUAAAGAACCAGCUAUCACACUCAAAGAAAUCUCAAGCAUCUCACAUUCCAGCUUAAACUCAUCAGAACUGUCAAUAUCCAACAGUUCCUCAUGCGAUUCCUCAUUAUCUUCUGAGCACAGGUCCACACCUUCCUGUCAAAGUAUUGUGUGAAUGGCCUUGAGUAAUCUGUAGAUUAUAUAUAAGCUUCACAAGAAUUCUAUGCAUGGAAAGAAUGUAAUUCCCUGAAUGAUUCUAGCCCUAUAUGGAAACUAUACUCUGUCAAAUAUGCUAACUGUACAAGUCUAAGUAAAUUAAGGAAUGUGAAAAUAAGGAAAGAAGAAUAAUUAUGGACAGCAAAGCUGUCCAUUGACAGCCCCCCUCAAAUUGAUGCGGGUUGAUCAACAAGCAUCAAUUUGCUACAUAAGAAGCAAUGUUGAUGGCAAGUAAGAGCUUUGGUGAAGAUAUCAACAAUUUUUAGUUUAGUGAAAAUAUGUGGAAGAGUGAUAACACGAGCUUCAAAUGCUUCAUGGAUAGAGUGAUAAUUGACUUCAAUAUGCUUUGUGCGCUCAUGAUAGACAGGAUUGGCCGUGAUUGGAAUAGCACUCAUAUUAUCGGCAUGUAAAGGUGUAGGAUCUGUCGCAGCAAGAUCUAGCUCAGCGAGCAAACCUCGAAGCCAAAUAAUUUCAAAACAAGCAAGAGACAUCGCCCGGUACUCAGAUUCCGUAGAUGACUUAGAAACUCUAUCUUGCUUCUUACUCUUCCAAGAGAUCAAUGUAUCACCUAAGAACACACACCAACUAGUGAUGAGCAUCGUGUAUUCGCACAACCAACCCUAUCAACAUCACUAUAAGCAGCAAGGUGAGUAGAAUUGUCGGCAAGGAAGAAUAAACCACGGUUAGAAGUACCCUAAACAUAGCAUAUGAUCCUACGGAUAGCAGCCAAAUGAAAAUGACGAGGAGGCAGAAGAAACUGGCUGACUUUCUGUACAGCAAAAAAAAUGUCCGAUCUAGUAAUGGUGAGAUAAACAAGGCUACCCACCAACUUCUGGUAAAAACUGGGAUCAGCAAGUAAGUCACCCUCCUCUUUAUGAAGCUUGACAUUUAAUUUCAUGGGAGUAUCAACAGAAGUAGCCUCCUGUAGGCUAGUUGUAGCCACCAAGUCACUAGCAUACUUAUGUUGAUUGAGUGAAAUACCAUAGGGAUUACGAUGCACCUCAAGACUAAGAAAAUAUGUGAGAGACCCAAGAUCUUUCAUAUGAAAGACCUCUGAGAGAUGAGUCUUGAGCUGACCAAGCAAGGCAGAAUUGGAACCAGUGAUUACAAUAUCAUCAACAUAAACCAAAAGAACAACAAUACCCAGUCUGAUUUCUGAAGAAGUAGUGAAGUGUCAUAUUUGCUCUGCUUGAAUGAAAAUUGUAAUAAAGUAGUGCGGAAUUUAUCAAACCAGGCCCUCGGAGCUUGUUUGAGAUCAUAAAGAGAGUGAGGAAGCUUACACACAUGUGAAGUCGGAGAGGGAAACAAUCCUGGGGAUGGCUUCAUAUAAAUACACUCUUUAAGAUCCCCAUGAAGAAAAACAUUCUUGACAUCCAUUUGAUGUAGUGGCCAAUUACUGGAAGCAACAAGAGUUAGAAUCGUACGAUCAGUAGUCAUCUUAGCCACAGGAGCAAAGGUCUCUUCAUAAUUGACACCAUAUUCUUGGUUAUUCCCAAAUGCAACAAGGCGAGCUCCGUAACAAUCCAAACUUCCAUCAGAUCGGACCUUGGUUGAGUAAACUCAUUUGCAACCCAGAGGAAUAAUGGUGGGAGGACAAGGCUCAAUGUCCUAGGUGUGAUUGGCCUCUAGUGUGACAAUUUCUUCCUGCAUAGCUUGUCGCCAACAAUCAUGCUUGGCAGCAUGUGAGUAGGAUGUGGGAAUAUCAAAAUUGGACAAUGCAGCAAUAAGAGCAGAAAUAGAAUUGCUAGAACUGGGAAACCCAUACCUAUCCGGGGGUACAAAGGCUCUGGAGGUGCUGCAAUUGACUGAAUCUGGAGUGUGGUUGGAUCAGAUUUCGGAUGAGCCAUCAGAGGAGACUGGGGGCAGGAGCAUCUCAUAUACACAAUACCUAGUUUAAAGCAAGAACUAACUUAAGGAAGAUCCGAGAACUGCUGCUUAAAGGAAGGGAGAACCACAAUAGAAGAGGAGGGCACAAAGGACACAUGAAAGAAAUGUUGAUUUUCAAAGAAAAUAACAUUCCUAGAAAUGCGUGUACGAUGUAAUGUAGGAUCAUAGCAAACAAAUCCCUUUUGAAACACAUUAUCUCAAGAAUGCACAUAGAACAGAUUGAGUAGAUAAUUUAUGUCGCUCAUGAGGAGGUAAAUGAACAAAACAUAUACAACUAAAGGUACGGAGGUUAUCGUAACUAAGUUGCUUAGCAAAUAAACGGAAAUAGGGAGACUCUAUGAGUAGGACUUGAGAAGGUAAACAAUUAAUCGAGUAGCAGUUUUCAGAGUCUCAAUCUAGAACAUGGAUGGAACAGAGUAUUCUAACAAGAGAGUACAUACCACAUCUAGGAGAUGACGAUUUUUGCAUUCGGCUACUCUAUUCUGUUGGGGAGUAGUGGGACAUGAAUGUUGAUGAAUAAUACCUUUAGAAGCCAAGAAUGUCUGAAACUCAAUAGAAAAAUAUUCACCACCGGAAUUUGUGCGUAAUGUCUUAAUAGAAGCAGAAAAUUGACUGUCAACAUACGCUAAAUACUCAGUGAAAGUACGAAAAACCUCAGAUUUAGAGCGAAGAAAGUAGACCCAAGUAAAUAUGCUAUGAUCAUCAAUGAAAGUCACAUAGUAUUUAAAUUUUUCAUGUGAAUUAAUCGGGGAAGGUCCCCAAACAUCACUAUGAAUAAGAUCAAAGCAAUGAGGCUACUAGCAUGCAAAGUAAGGGAAGAGUUUUGCUUUUACCAAAUUUGCAAGAAGCAUACUCAAGAGAUAAAGAAUAACGUUCUUUAUUACCAAGUAAACCAGAGUUCAAUACAUGAGAUAAGAUCUGAGUAUUGGGAUGGUCUAAACGACGAUGCCACACCAUACUAAGAUCUAAAACAUUAUGACAAGCAAAAGACUUAGUAGAAGAAAUUGAAGAAAGUGUUGAAACAUGCAAAAGUAGUGGAAAUAAGCGCUUCACUUUAGGUCCCUUCACGAUCGGCUCCCCUGUUACCUGGUCCUGCACAACACAACCAUUACCAAAAAAAUGAACAGCACAAUUGUCAUCAACUGAUUGACCAACAGAAAUAAGAUUCGUGGAAAGUUGAGGAGUAAGAAACACAUCAGUGAACUUAGAAGAGGCAUAUCCGACAGUAGCUAUUGGUAAAGAAUUGCCAUUGGUAGUCUGAAUAGCAGAUUGACCAGCGUAAGGCCGAACAUGACACAAAGUAGUGGGAUUAUUCGUCAUGUGAUUAGAGGCACCUGAGUCCAUGUACCAGAGUUUAGUAGAAUUGUUACUUUGGAACCCCAUUGUUGAUAAUGCCGAAAUUAGUAUCUGUUGCAAUUUUGGGUGUGCAAUAACUCGCUGCAGGAGGUGCCGGAACAGAGGAGUCACCUGAAGAAGAGCCAGGGACCGCAGAAGUCACUACAGGGGGUACAAUAAUGGAAGUCUGAAAUGCCCGGGCCUGACGAUUCUGGGGGCGGAUACGAUAGUCUUUGAUAAUGUGACCCUUCUUAUUGCAAUAAGAGCAAUAUUUCUUGGAACAAUUAGCAACGAUAUGGCCAAAUUCCUUGCAGCAAAAACACUGCAAGGUGCUAGAAUGCAUUGGCAAUCCUCAUUGUUGAGCAGCAUAAGCCAUAGGGACGGACCCUAAACUACCAUGAGACUGCUCCAGAGUAACUUGAGUACUAAGCCGUUGUUCUUCACGAAGUAAUUCACCAAAACAAACAUCAAGAGAAGGAAUAGGAGAGUGGUUCAUCAGAGAAGAGCGAAUAGAUUCAUACUCAGGGCCGAGUUUCAUAAGAAAUUGAUCACAACGACUAGUCUCGUGAAGACGUUGAAUAAUGAAAAGAGAGGCAACAGGAACAUUUGUGGUAACCAGAUUAGAAUAUUCGUUCCAAAGAGUUAAAAAUGCUGAAUAAUAGUCUUGGAUGGAACGAUUGUCAUAUUGAAACAUGGCAAUCACAUGCUCUAACUGAAAAUGAUGGGCAUCAUUAUCUUGAUGAUAUACUUUAUUUAAGUAAGUCCACACGGAUUGAGCGAUGCGAUGAGGCCGCAAGUUGGAGACAAUAUGUGGCUCAACCGAGCCAAGAAGCCAAGACAUAAUCCUAGCAUCAAGCACAGCCCAUGAAGGAGAAGACGCUGAAUCCUUAGAUUUAUCAGAAUUGGGUGCACAAUUUGUGCCAUCAAAUGGCCCCAAAGAUCUUUUCUCGAGGAAAAGUUCAAUUGAAAAGCCCACGUGGAGUAAUUUUUGCCCGUAAACUUGGCACACACAAGUGCAGAGUCCAUCGUAAAUAAAUGAAAAAAAAAAAAAACUGAGAUAAGAAAUAACCAAAAAAGAAACUGCUGAGAAG